AUCCCAGAAGAAAUGAGCAGAUGUCGGAAUUCUUAUACAGAACAAGAUCUUAGACCUCUCAGCUUUGAGGACUUGGGACGAACCAACAACUCGGAGUCUGCCAGUUAUCAUUCUUAUAUCCAGGACUGUAUGGAUGAUUUUUUCAAGGAAAUAAAGGAUAAAUUUAAAGGCUGGGUCAGUUGUCCCACCCCAGAACCAGCAGAACUUGCCUAUAAAAAGGUUUGUGAAGGGCCACCUCUACGGCUAUGGAAAUCCGUGGUGGAAAUCCCUGCGACGCCUGAAGAAGUAUUAAACCGUAUCAUUAAAGAACAGCAUCUUUGGGAUGAAGAUCUUUUAGAUGCUAAAGUCAUUGAGACUUUGGAUAGCCAGACUGACGUUUAUCAAUUUGUACAAAACAACAUGGCGCCCCAUCCAGCAAGGGACUGUGUCAUCCUCAGGACUUGGAGGACCAAUCUCUCUAAGGGAGCAUGCGCGCUCUUAGGUUUCUCAGUGGAACAUGACCAUGCGCCCGUCCUUGGUAUUAGAGUGAAUGUGCUGUUGUCCAGGUAUCUCAUUGAACCUUGCGGGAUAGGAAAAUCCAAACUCACCUAUAUGUGUCGGAUUGAUUUAAGGGGACACAAGCCUGACUGGUACACAAAAGCAUUUGGGCACUUGUGUGCAGCUGAGGUCGUGAGGAUUAGAGACUCUUUCCUUAAUCAAAAUCUUGAAGCUAAGGAACCAACAUCCAGGUGAUGGAUCAAGUGGACCAGCACAGCACCGGCCUGCCUAGAGAUUUUUGGGGAAGGUUGAUUAUCCGCCCCGGGACUGAUCAUAUAUUCAUUGGGUCCUGAAGAGAAACUUUCUGGAAUGGGUCUGAGAUUGUUCAUCAAAAUUAGGUGACAAUCCCUAGUGUUUUUUUUUUAAAGCUGCUUUUUUUGUCUGUGUUAGGCCUAUAGUGUAGGUCUUAACUGGAAAAGUUUGGAUGGUGCAACUUUUUUUUUAAAAGGUAAGGUUAAUGUUUGCUUAGGUGCUGUGAAUUGCUUCUGAGAAGCAAAGCUCUAAGACUUAAAUAUAUUUCUGAAAUAUAGUGAAAAUUAUUCAUUCCUAUGUUAUGUUAGCUUUAUGUAUGUAUCUGUAUGUCAUUUGUGGAGGGACUGCUGCAGCCACUGGAUUUGGUGUGUUCCUCGGUGGAUUUUCACGAGAGUAAGUGAAGGAAGGUUUGCACGAAGGCAGAGGUGUGAAUGAUUGUCUAACUUGUUGACUGGAGUAUGAAGAGCCCAAAUGGUAGAACCAGAGUGUCUGGCACACUUGGAAGGCAUUGGAAAAUAAUUUAGCAGAUGGGGAAAGAAUUGGCCUAGAAUCUGACUGAGCGACCCAUUACGAGCCUCAACUCUUCAUUCCUCUGAGUUGCUUAUUACUCAUGUGUGCAUCUAAAAAUUGAAAAGUGUGGCAGGGCAAAGAAUGGUAAAAAAAGCAGAACACUUGACACUUAUUUAAGAAAGCCAAUACGGCAAUAAUUUUUCAUGUGCUCCCAGUUGACCUCAGCUUUUCAUAGCUGCCAUAUGAGAAUACAGCCACAUGUUUGCCAUGUGUCAGAUUUUAUCUUCUUUGGAAUACUUUCUUAACAAUCUGUAAAGAGCAUCUCAAGAAAAUGUGAAUGAAGUGGCAGCUCCAGAAAAUCACUCCAAGUCUGAAUGUCUUGGAAAGAACCGUACAUCGAUCCUGAUCUAUAGGAUUCCAAGGAUAAGAGAUGAUGUGGGGUGUGGAAGGACAUGCGUACAGCGUUUUUAAAGAAGCUGUGUGUUUUCUUAGUGAAUGCCCACAGUUGCGGCAGAAAUCAAAGAAAGGUAUCUUUUGGUUUAAAGCAAUGCCAGUGCUUCAUAUGUGCUACCAAAUCACUUUUGCCUAACACCUAUUAUUUUAGUAUUUGUUCACAUGUUAAGAUACAAAUAGAAGCCUAAACAACAUCUUUGUUUAAUUAACAUAGGAAUAAAUGCUUGUAGUUUGGGAACAGGGCCAAAACUGCUUUCCAUAGCUGAAAAGGACAACACUGAAAAAUAUCAUAACUGGAACAUUAUAAAGUUCUGAAGUGUUUCCGCAUAGCAGCUACUACUCCUAGGAGUUAAACAUGUUCAUAUAACCCAUUCCAUUUUAACCAUAUAACCUCAUUUAUCGACAAGGUUUGGGGGAAAAUAUCCCCCAAAUUUAGAAGCAAUGUAGCUGGAUAAAAAUGAAUAUUUGUGCCACAAAAUUAUAGGACAUAAUGGAAAGAACUGCAGGUUAAGAUAAACAGAUUAAAAUGAUCAAGAGUUCUAUUGUGAACUUUGUAUAGGACAUCCCAGAAAUAUAAGCCGUGAUGGCAAUAAUAAAUGAAAAUAGGAAGAUGCAUAUACAUUUUACCAGUCUAAAAACUACAGAUUAAUUAUCCAAUGUUUGGGGGGAUGGAGAGGAGUCGAAUUAUUAUUUUGCAUGUAAUAUUGGUCAACAGUUUCUGCACAUCUUAAUGAGCAUUAUUAAUGAAUCUUUUUUAAAAGCCUUUAGAGAAUGACACUGUUUCAGUGAUUGAUUUUACUGUACAAACAACAAAGCACAGGGAAGAUAAAUACUGUCCUUCCUUCUUGUUACAGAAUAUAUAUACUUUAUUCCAAUGCACUGACUUGAUGUGAAGAAUAGAAAAUCAUUGUAAUCCAUGGUGUUAAAUAACUGGUGUUAUGUAAUUCAAGGGUAAAAAUCUGCCCCAAAAGCAGGACAUCAUGUCUUGCUGUGAAUCCAGCCCUCACCCCUUUCCAUACCUCCAAUGGUGCCCCGCUAUAAAAACUACACUUUGAUUGACGGAUGCACGACUCAGGUGUGAAUGCUAUGAAAUAAAAUGAAAGGUGAUUUAUUUGUAUAUUUGGAAUGAAAUCAUUGUACAGAUCCAUUUGAGAAUAACUAAAACCAACCCCUUGCAGAUAUAAAUUACUGCCAAGAUGUAUGUUGUAACCAAAGAUGACGUGAAAUUGACAGUCGGGGUGCUUUGUUCAUUCCGAAAAGACCUGUGCAAUUUCCACCUAGUCUUCUUUCCUAGCCUUGGGACUGUGGCAUAUUUGGAAGAAGCUCUUAGAUACCAUUGUCAGUAUUAUUGUUAUUGUUGUUAUUAUUAUUUUCAUAGAGUGUUUGUGAUGACUUCUGAAAGCAUUAGGAAGAGCUCUUCCUAAUUCUGCACCUGUACUAAUGCCACCUUGGGUUGCUUUUGAGUCUCUUUAUUUUCCCUCUGUCCAAUCUAUAAGCAGUAUUGUGCCAAGAGAGGAGGAACUAUGUGGCGGGUUAGAAUUCUUCCUUGUAUCUGUUUCAG
Molecule: messenger RNA, 3313 nt
Organism: Thamnophis sirtalis
Lineage: Eukaryota; Metazoa; Chordata; Lepidosauria; Squamata; Natricidae
Source: RefSeq, a predicted model, not a curated record